AACCUUAAUUGUUCCCAGGUUACGACGAUGCACUCUCCAAGUGCAUAUCGGCUCUACGCACCUCGAUCCUCAGACACAAUUGCGUAAUCACUCAAAGAACUGCUUAGUGCUCUGGUUGUGGGCACUCAGGCCACCGCCAGCCAAUGUUUCAUUACGCCUACAUUAUCGACGGUGGCGUGGAUGCCUGUCAAUUGACUGUCAGGGAUUUACCAGUGCAUGGUCAUCAGUUGAAGUCUCCAACGUACCUGCAUGAGCUGUUCCCUCCACGUUCCAUACGUGUACUAGGUGGUUCACUUUUGAAGGAUCCAGACCUAAUGUCAGACCUCAGUUCAGCCAAGGUAUCAUCAGACCGCGAUACUCGGUCACUCACCGCGGAACCAUGCCUACCGUUGGAGGUACAGGAGCGCAUCCUGGACUUCGUCGCUGGAUCCAUGGACAGCCGCGAGACGAUGAAGGCCUGUAUGCAGACAUGCAAAGGUUGGACUCCUCGCUGCCGAUUUCACCUCCUGCACGAGAUCCAUCUACGAGGCCAGCAAGAGGUGUUCUCGUUCGGGAGGCUGCUAGACUCCAAUCCGCGUUACCGCAAUGAAGUCGUCUAUGCCCACAUUGGAUCGCGGGACGGAUCGCUGCAGCCAAUUGCAUACGUGGAGUCUUUCGCGGCUCGAUUCGCCGGGAAGCUGCCUUCCGUCCAUCAUCUCAUGAUACGCAAUGCGGAGAUGAAGUCGACCAACCUUCGCCAGGACGCCUACCUCCACUUCUCCAGCUUCGCAUCGCUGAGCGAGCUGUCGCUAGUGCGAGUUACAUUUCGAACACGCUCGAUGUUCGUUCGCAUUGCAUGCUCUUUCCCUGGAUUGACCCUAUUGCAGUGCACGGAUGUAGAGAUACCGGGACCUAACCACCAGAGUACCGUGAUCACGCCGGUCCUCCGUCCUAACAUUCGGCACCUAGGUGUCGACGGAGAUCCUUCCUCCAUCGAGAGGGUCUCACAUGCCUUUGUCAAUGCCAUUCUUGCUGUCGCGCUUCGGACCCUCGUCGUGGGCUACCAGACAGCGGUUCCCCUUCGAGACCUCACAGCUUCCGUUCAGUGGUUGCUCGACGCUGCCGGUCCUUCGCUCCGUACGUUCACUUGCCUCAUAGACGAGGGCGGCUUCAAGCGUGACGAUCGCGCCGUGCAGUAUAUCAAUUUUACACCGAAUACGUGUUUGGAACGCAUCGUACUCCGGAUUCCCAUUCACAAAGACCCGUCCCUCUCGUGGAUUCCUGCCCUUCUCUCCUCCGCCACCUUCCACGAGGGCGGGGAAGUGUGUCUGAUCUUCAGCGUCGAUGCGCGAGACGAUACGCCCCACGUCUUGAGGAUGCUGUUCACGCGGCUUCGGCAGUCGGUCGGCUUUGAGCUCGAAGCCAUCCUGUCUCGUCCCGGAUUUACGAAGCUCAAGAAGUUCUCUGUCGAGCUCUAUAUCGUGCCUUGGAAUAUAGGGCUCUCGCAGCUCGCAUGGACAGAAGUCGUCACAGCCGCAAUGCCUCGAUUGCAGGCGCGGGGAGUAUUGGACCCAUGUAUGCGGGUGAUGAGCGAUUAUUCGCCCACGGAUGUGGGUUCGUUGCUUCGAGGUGGUGUUUCGUUGAUACCAGGCUCCAGUGUGGCUGAGACCCUUGCCCGAAUCCCCUCCGAUGAUCUGCACGCGGAACGUUAGACUUGCUGAAUGGGCUCCCGGAUCAAGAUAAGCGUUAUUGAACGUU
Molecule: messenger RNA, 1737 nt
Organism: Rhodofomes roseus
Lineage: Eukaryota; Fungi; Basidiomycota; Agaricomycetes; Polyporales; Fomitopsidaceae
Exons: 5
Coding region: 144-1691 (515 amino acids)
Source: RefSeq, a predicted model, not a curated record